Molecule: messenger RNA, 1587 nt
Organism: Aspergillus steynii IBT 23096
Lineage: Eukaryota; Fungi; Ascomycota; Eurotiomycetes; Eurotiales; Aspergillaceae
Product: beta-lactamase/transpeptidase-like protein
Exons: 2
Coding region: 1-1545 (514 amino acids)
Source: RefSeq, a predicted model, not a curated record
AUGGUUCUGCGAUCAGAUACAUCCCCGUUCACUCCCGAGUUCGACACUCUGGUGCACAAGCAGCUGGAAAAAUGGAAAGUCCCAGGCCUGACCAUCGCCAUCGUCCAUGGCCCCAGAGCCUAUUCCAAGGCCUACGGUAUUGCUGAAUUCCCAGCAAAGAAAAUGACUACCGGCUCGCUCUUCUCCACCUGCAGCACCACCAAAGCCUUCACAGCCGCAGCCGUAUCCCUAGCAAUCGACGAUAGCAAUAUAUCAUGGGACACGCCCAUCUCCACCCUCAUCCCCGACGACUUCGUCCUCGCUAAUGAGCACGCCACUACCAGCACAACCCUCGAAGACGCCCUCUCCCAUCGCUCCGGCCUACCAGGCCACGAAUCUGCCAUGGCAAUGGCCAACCCGAGGGAAACCCUCCGCGACGAAGUACGCAAACUCAGAUCCCUCCCUCUAGCCACGUCCCCCCGCUCGACCUGGGCCUACUGCAACCACAUGUACAUGGCCGUCUCACACGCUCUCGUGACCCUUACGCAUCAACCACUCGGAACCACGCUGAAACACCGCAUCUGGGGCCCUCUGGACAUGCACCACACCUACUUCUCCAUCGCCGAGGCCAAGCAAUCACCCGACGCGAGGUCCUUAGUCCGGGGCUACACCUUCGUCCCUGAUCUCAACACCUACAUCCCCGAACCACACAUGAACUACGCCCCGACCACCGGCGCCGGGUCCAUAGUCAGCACCGUCCUCGACUACGCAAAGUGGAUCCGAUCGUGGAUCCAUUGCUCGGGUCCGCUGUCUAGCACUGCAUACGCAUCAUUGCUCACGCCUAGGUCAAUCAUCACAAACGACGAGGGGCUAGUUGUUCCGGACGCGCCGUACCAUCUCUACGCGCUAGGCUGGUUCGUCGAUCAGAUUCGCGGAGAGCAGCUUUACUGGCAUAGUGGCAGUUGGCCCGGGUUUGGGAUUAUGGUUGGUUUUGUGCCGGGCAGGGAGUGGGGGUUUGCGAUGAUGGGGAAUGCGGUGGAUGCGAGGGAGGUGGAGAAGGAGAUUUAUUUGUAUUUGAUUGGGAGGUUGCAGUCGCAGUCGCAGUCAGGGGGAAAUGGGUGUGAUGGUCUGCGCGAGGAUAGGACAGCUGGAAAGAAGGAGCCGGGCAAGAGAACUGGAACUGGAACUGGAGCUGAGAGUGUAGAGGAGGCGAAGAAACGCGUCUUCCCUUCUCUUCCGGAUCCGCUGCUUCCGCAUGUCCUACCUCUGCAUCUAUACGCUGGAACGUAUAGAAACGAGGGCUACGGAUCCUUCGGGCUAGUGGCUGAGAAAGGGAGGCUAGGUGCUGAUCUGACAGAUAGAGCGAUAAGACAGAAACUGGAGUUCGAGCAUGCGAGCGGCGAGUUCUUCGUUUGUUUGGCGUAUGUUCCGGCGCAGGGGAAGGGCCUGGGACAGAAGUUUCAGGCGGAGUUUUAUGUUGAUGUCAAUGGGACGGCCAGAAGGGUUGGUGUGGAUUUUGAGCCUGCGCUGGGGGGAGAGAAGAUUUGGUUUGAGAGGGUUGGUUGAUUUCCUUUUUUCUUUGUACUUUGGGUGUAGGUUUGACGGUGG